CAGCUAAGGUGGGUCCCAUUUAUGAUACCUCACCCUUUUAAACUCAACGACUGGUCUGAAACUCGACUGGUCUGAAACUUAUCUUUCUCCAAACAGAGCAAAACAGUCUCACGAUGGCAACUACCACGUCAUCUCCGCCGUGCCAUAUCUCCGUAUCAUUCCUCCGCCAGCUUCCUCCUUGCACCACUGUUCAGUUCUUCGGUUUCUCACCGACCCAGCGUAAACUGGGCGGGUUAACGGUAGCCCGGAACAAUCUGGCGCAGGAUUUUCUCGGGGACUGGGGGGCACGUGACCCGUACCCGGAGGAGAUAGCUAGCCAGUUCGGAGACAAAGUGUUGGGGCCCCAAAGCACAGAGCACAAGAUUCUGAUUCCUAAUGCCUCUGUUCUCUCUCUCUCGCAGCUCGAAUGCUCCCCUGUUUCGCCUUCUCAGGCUCCUUUAUCCCCCGAUGAGGCCAAAGCGCUCCUCCAUAAGGUUUUGGGAUGGAGUAUAGUGGAGGAUGAAGCGGGUGGUAUGAAAAUAAGGUGCAUGUGGAAGGUGAGGGAUUUUGGGUGCGGCGUUGAACUCAUAAACAGGAUCCAUAAGGUUGCUGAAGCUUCUGGUCAUUACCCUUCUCUCCAUUUGGAAAGUCCUACCCAAGUUAGAGCUGAGCUAUCUACCUCUUCCAUUGGUGGGCUGAGCAUGAACGAUUUCAUAAUGGCGGCAAAGAUAGAUGAUAUCAAGACUUCUGAUCUUUCCCCAAGGAAAAGAGCCUGGGCAUAACAAACGUGGAUUUUUCAUUACUUAUCUCAUAUUUGUGACAUUUUUGUAUGAUAACAAUAUAAUAUAAGUGAUGUAUUCGUUGGUCUUUAUGUUAAGUUAUUAUAUAGAAACUAUGUAUUAUUCAUCAUCAUAUUGGAAAUCAUUUUAGCACAAAA
Molecule: messenger RNA, 916 nt
Organism: Brassica napus (rape)
Lineage: Eukaryota; Viridiplantae; Streptophyta; Magnoliopsida; Brassicales; Brassicaceae
Product: probable pterin-4-alpha-carbinolamine dehydratase, chloroplastic
Exons: 3
Coding region: 114-761 (215 amino acids)
Biological process (GO): tetrahydrobiopterin biosynthetic process
Cellular component (GO): plastid
Molecular function (GO): 4-alpha-hydroxytetrahydrobiopterin dehydratase activity
Source: RefSeq, a predicted model, not a curated record